Molecule: messenger RNA, 1482 nt
Organism: Neoarius graeffei (lesser salmon catfish)
Lineage: Eukaryota; Metazoa; Chordata; Actinopteri; Siluriformes; Ariidae
Gene: tcta
Product: T cell leukemia translocation altered
Exons: 3
Coding region: 351-659 (102 amino acids)
Source: RefSeq, a predicted model, not a curated record
GUUUGUAUGGAAACUAGUUAACUAGCUCUGCUGGCUAUAACCCUGCUAAAAUGGCGGACCAUCUGCACACAUCAUACUCCCCAAAGGCCUAUGGAAAACACCGAUUAACCCUCAACAACAGACAGGAGGCGCUACAGCGUGAGAUUAUCUCUAUCUUUAGGGCGAAGAAGAAGAAGACGACGAUGACUUCAGGCUUGUUUACCAAAUUCUCUAAAUGGCAAAAUAGCUUUACACCCUAGUUGAGCAUCUGUUUUCUAAUACUUGUUUGUUUUUGUAUCAGUUGUCCUUCUUGUGAACUGCAUUGUGCGUGUAAUAGUUAACUAUUACUAACAUUAGCUUUCCUGCCUAACAUGGAGGAACCGUGGGAUUUCGAGUUCCUCUCUCGUGUCGUUGACAGUUUAGUGUCUUUUCUGGCCGAAUUUGUGGACGACUGGUUGGCCAACGACAUGAGAGUCGCCGUGUUCAAAAUCCUUUUCAGCUGGCUCAUCCUUAGUUUAAUCGCCAUACAUUUCGCUUGGAAAGUUUACGGUAACACAGUGAACGAUAUGUACUACAGGCAAGGGACUGGAGGACAGAAUGGUGGCACACCAGAUACAGCACCUCACCUGAGUGGAUGGGAGAAUGCUGCCAGAGAAAUCCUAAAGUCACACCACGAGUGAUCAGACACCAGUUGAGUUCAUAUUUUGGCUUGAGAUGGGAUCAUGGUGACUAAUAGGACCCAAGACUUACUGUAACUGCAUUGCUGAAGGGGUUCAUAUGAAGGUCUUGAGAAGUUGUGAUUAUUUAUGGCACACAAUUUAAAAAAAGGAACCAGUUCUAUGGCUUGGUGAAAAGGAGUGGAAGAACUGUGACUGAUAUUUGAGACAUCUAACAGCACUUUGUUGGAAAGACUGUUUGUAAAAAGUAAAUUAUAUGAAUCCUGAUCUGGAUUGAGUUUCGUGUCCACCCUUUCAGUUGCUAGCUUGUACAUAUAGCAGUGAAGAACAUGCUCUCCUAGUCUCAGACUGCUCAGCUUCUGAGCAGCCACUAUUGCCAUUUUAUUUAUAUCAAGAUAUUUAGCAUUUCUUAAACUUACCAAGUGAGCCUGAGCUGUACAAGAGGGACAACGUUGGUUACAAGAAGACACCUAAUUCUAAUAAUUAAAUGAAUAAAAUAAAGUGAACUUAACUUUGUGUUCAACAGAUGACCCAGAAAAACAAUGUAGUGUUAUCUUGUAAGUCUUACUGAAAAUAUUGGGAUUUCACCAGCAGCUCUUAUUCCAUAGUUGACUGAAAUGAAAAUAACAGCAAGUAUGUUCACAGGUGUAAGCAAAUAAUUUAAUGUAUUUGUCUGCACAGUAACCAGACAAGUUUUUUUUUUUUGUGCACGCGCGUGUGUAGAACAGCAGACCGUCGGCCACAACACACAUACCUAUGCACUCUGAGUGAAAGCUGUUGACACUCUACUGUGAAAAACAAUAAAAGGUCAUUCAUACAAAUGUUA